AGGUAGACAUUCAUUGCCUGCCCUUGGAAUUGCAUCAGCUUGCUGCACGUGAAGGUUCUAGUACAUUCGUAGUGAUAUAUAUAUAUAUAAACGAUAUAUUCUUCGAAACUAAAAAUGUUGUUGGCUGGUAGAAUUAUCGGCAAAAAGGCAUUCGACUGCACAAGUUUUACAUUUAAUGUAGUUGGUAAACAAGAAUUUAGCACGUUAUUGAAAAAGACUGCAUCUUCAACUUGUGUGGGCCAGCAUAAUGACGUACAAAGAAGGCACAAGUCUGAAGGCGUCAAGGGGGCUGUUAUUGGAAUUGAUCUUGGUACAACAAAUUCCUGUGUAGCUGUGAUGGAGGGAAAACAGGCGAAAGUAAUAGAAAAUGCUGAAGGGUCAAGGACAACACCAUCCGUAGUCGCAUUUACAAAAGAUGGAGAGAGACUUGUUGGAAUGCCAGCAAAACGGCAGGCAGUUACAAAUUCUGCCAACACAUUCUACGCAACCAAACGAUUGAUAGGAAGGAGAUUUAACGAUUCAGAAGUAAAAAAAGACAUGAAAACUCUGUCAUACAAGAUAGUUCAAGCUUCAAAUGGAGAUGCAUGGGUAGAAGGCACAGAUAAGAAGAUGUAUUCACCUAGUCAGAUUGGUGCUUUUGUACUGAUGAAGAUGAAAGAAACUGCUGAAGCAUACUUGGGUACUGCUAUAAAAAAUGCUGUAGUUACUGUUCCAGCAUACUUCAAUGACUCCCAGAGACAGGCUACAAAAGAUGCAGGUCAGAUUGCAGGACUUAAUGUUUUGCGUGUGAUUAAUGAACCUACUGCUGCAGCUUUAGCCUAUGGCAUGGAUAAAACAGAAGAUAAAGUUAUCGCUGUUUAUGAUCUUGGUGGCGGCACAUUUGAUAUUUCAGUCUUGGAAAUUCAGAAGGGUGUAUUUGAGGUAAAAUCAACAAACGGAGAUACAUUCUUGGGCGGUGAAGACUUUGAUAAUACUUUGGUUAACUUCCUUGCAUCAGAAUUUAAGAAGGAACAAGGUAUUGAUGUAGCCAAGGAUCCGAUGGCUAUGCAGCGAUUGAAGGAAGCCGCUGAGAAGGCAAAAAUCGAACUUUCUUCUUCGCUUCAGACUGACAUCAAUUUACCCUAUCUUACAAUGGAUUCAUCUGGACCAAAACAUAUGAAUCUCAAACUUACUCGCUCCAAGUUUGAAAGCUUGGUUGGUGAACUGAUUAAAAAGACAAUAUCACCAUGUCAAAAAGCACUUUCAGAUGCUGAAGUUAGCAAGUCUGAUAUUGGGGAUGUCCUAUUGGUUGGAGGCAUGACCAGGAUGCCCAAAGUACAGUCUACUGUCCAAGAAAUCUUUGGCCGUCAGCCAAGUCGAUCAGUAAAUCCUGAUGAGGCCGUGGCUGUUGGGGCAGCAAUUCAGGGUGGUGUUUUGGCAGGUGAUGUCACUGAUGUGCUAUUACUAGAUGUUACCCCACUCUCCCUGGGUAUUGAAACUCUUGGGGGUGUGUUUACAAGACUCAUCACAAGGAACACCACGAUUCCCACAAAGAAAAGUCAAGUGUUCUCUACAGCUGCAGAUGGACAGACACAGGUUGAAAUCAGAGUACACCAAGGUGAACGUGAAAUGGCUAGUGACAAUAAACUUUUAGGACAGUUUACAUUGGUAGGAAUCCCUCCUGCACCACGGGGUGUUCCCCAGAUUGAGGUGACAUUUGACAUUGAUGCUAAUGGAAUUGUUCAUGUUUCUGCUCGGGACAAGGGAACAGGCAAAGAACAGCAAAUUGUAAUUCAGUCUUCUGGUGGUUUGAGUAAGGAUGAAAUUGAAAACAUGGUACGCAAGGCAGAAACAUAUGCAGCUCAGGAUAAGGUGAAGAAGGAACGUGUGGAGGCAGUAAAUCAGGCUGAAGGUAUCAUUCAUGAUACAGAGUCAAAAAUGAAUGAAUUUAAGGAUCAGCUACCCAAAGAAGAGUGUGAUAAAUUGCAAGAACAAAUAGCACAGGUACGAGAGGUUGUGUCCAAGAAGGAUGAGACUAGCCCUGAGGAAAUUCGCAAGUUGACCGAUGCAUUACAGCAGGCAUCAUUGAAGUUGUUUGAGAUGGCAUACAAGAAGAUGGCAGCAGAACGAGAGAGUAGUUCCGGAAGUAGCAGCGAUUCCUCAGGCCAGACAAGUGAAGAAAAACAAGAGAAGAAAGAAGAAAAGAACUAAGAGACUGGUUUGUAAUGUGUGAAUGUUUGAGCCACAGGGAAACCAUAAUUUCUCUGUCUGAAAUUAUAUUAAAAUUUUCUGCUGAUAAUUUAGCAAGUAUUUAGUGCUAGUGACAAACAUUUAAAAUGUUUUAAGUGCAUUAAAUAAAUAUCUGCAUUGACUGUAAAUGUUUCAUGCCAGUAUCUUAACAAACACAACUUGUUUCAGAAAGGAACGGUAUUGAGCAGCAAUCUGCAGAUUGGUUUAAUAUGAAAAAUGAUACUAUCAUGAUCUGACAUCUUGUUUUGUGUGAAUCAUAAUGAACUGUAAAUCUUUUGAAUGUCAAAAGCAUUCUCGCAGCCAGAACAUGUUUAGUUGCUCUGACGUAAUUUAAGCACAAUCAUUGCAGCAUGUACAAAGUUGGCAGAUGUAUAUUAUAAUUUCAGUUAGGAUCAGUUGGAGGAAUGAAUGUGAUGAGAAAUAUAUGGAUGAAACGCUGUAUUUUGAUGAUGUAGAGCUACUACUAUGGUCAUUUAGUGAUUGUAGUAACAGCUACUUUCAAUUCCGUACUUGGUUAAAAAUGACCUGUUAAUCUCAUUUGUUUCAAUUUAUGUUGUGUAAUAUUUUUAGGUAAGUAAAAAAUAACAUAUUAAUAUUCUGUUGAUAUUGUUAUAUAGUUUUUACUUUGUCUUCAUUAUGCUAGUAGGUUGACAGCAACAAAAUGGCUGUCUUGCAUUUGGGGUAUACCUGGUCCAAGUCCUAGCCUACAGCUACCUGUGCUUUGUCUUUCAGAAAAAUGUUUGGACACUAGAAAGAAGACCGUGUCAGCUUCCUCUUAAAUUGUUCGUGAUCGAUCAUUCAUAGUCAUUUGUUCUUGAAUCAUGUUUCAUGCUACAUAUCCUCAGUACAUUAUGUGAUGGCAAGUGGUGGUAAUAAUUUUGUCGUCUCUGUCAUUAAAAUGGUGGCACUACCGUUUGCACUACAUUCAGUUAAAGGUGUGGAUUUAAUUGUUAUAUGCUGCUAUGGCUGGGAUAGUUCCUUAAAGUUUUCCAUGACUGCCUCCUAUACACAUCCUUUCCAAUGCACUAUCAUCCUCGUUCGGCGCUAUAUAGUCUGAGUUACUGAAAAAGUGUUGUUAUAUAAAAUAUAAACAAAUAAAUAUACUGCUGUGUGGAAACUGAACACAGAAAGAAAAUACUGUUCACUCAUCCAUAGCCUCCUACACACAUGUACUUCUAUAUAGCACAGCAAACGGCUAUUUUAAAACUCGGAAUAAUUUUUCUAUUAAAUUAUUUCUCCUUCCCUGUAUUAGGUUAUUCUGGAUUUCUCUACUUUUAAUUGAUGUGGGGAAGAAAACUGUGCCAUUAAAUCAAUUGAAUUGGUAAUUUGUUAAACCACGAGCCCACAAAAUUCACUUCUGUGAAAACUAAAAAAACAUUUAUUUUAUGGAGGAUUUAUUUGUCCCCAAGAGUAAUUGGCAAGUGUGAUUUAUAUAUAUGUAUGUAUGUACAUAAGGUUCACCAUGUUGCAUAUAGUGUGGUGCUAAUUUUUGACUCUUGUUAUUAAACCUCCACAUCAUGAAGGAACAUUGCAUGACUCAUGGUUGUGUAGUAUUGCAGUGCUGGGGUGUCCAGUUUAAGUCCUUGUGGGUUUCUUUAUGGUCAAAGUGAAUUUAGGAAGGGGCCCCCCCCUCCAAGGGAGACUUCUGUUUUGUUUGUCAGUCAUUCCACUUCUUCCUGCCUAACCACUUAACUAUACCACCUUUGCAUAUAAGGUUGCUAAAUAUGAAAAUGAUCAGUAAAUAAAUACAUAUGAAAAUA
This is a messenger RNA of Zootermopsis nevadensis, 3989 nucleotides long. It is a transcript of the gene Hsc70-5, whose product is annotated as Heat shock protein 70 cognate 5. The record is from RefSeq and is a predicted model, not a curated record. Gene Ontology annotation, molecular function: ATP binding; ATP-dependent protein folding chaperone. Gene Ontology annotation, biological process: protein folding. Lineage: Eukaryota; Metazoa; Arthropoda; Insecta; Blattodea; Termopsidae.